Theileria parva strain Muguga is the source of this 1935-nucleotide messenger RNA. RefSeq lists its product as uncharacterized. The record is from RefSeq and is a predicted model, not a curated record. NCBI's taxonomy places the organism in Eukaryota, Apicomplexa, Aconoidasida, Piroplasmida, Theileriidae. The transcript has 2 exons. Bases 1 to 1935 code for a protein of 644 amino acids.
AUGCCGGAUCUUAAUACGCGGAAUCCGACCUUACAGGUCAUAUCAAUGGCGAAAAAAGAAAAGAUGAACAUUAUCAUGGAAAUGGCAAGACAGUCCAAUGUUAUCAAGUCGAAAAAUGUUAAAUCGCAGCACAAUUAUGUAGGCCAAAGAUUUAAUAGAGAUAAAUAUAAUUCAUUGAUGAAAAAAUCUAUUUAUGAUCUGAGGUUAAAGAGGGCUCAAAAGCAACUUAAAAAUAAGGACACAUUUCAAAAAUUAAAUCUCAGACAGCAAUCCGAGGAGAUUGACGCAUUGAUUGAUAUUAUUAAAAGAACAGGAAGUUCUGAAGAAAAAAGUCCCAGAAAACCCAUGGUCCAUGUCCCUCUGCCUAGAGAGUUUUAUGAGCUUAAACCGAUUAUACCCUCGAAAUCAGACAGUAGAGCAUGUAAAGAAACUGAAAGGACUAGUAAUAAAUUAGUUACGAGGAACCCAGAAUAUAACAGAUAUAACUACAAGGAGCCUGCUCAAGAUACUAUUACAAAGGCCCCUUCGGCUCAUGAAUUCCCGCAUAAGAUUACGAGGGAACCUGUUCAAGGUUAUAGUAUGGAAUCACUCUCUUAUGACACAUAUUCAUAUCCAGUACUGGAAAGGAAGACUGAAAAGCAAAUCUCGAGAACUAAACUUAAAGACAGGACACGUAGUGAUGAAUGGCUCACCUUGUCAACGCAUGUAGUAAAACCUAAAGACGAUAAAGCAGUGGUUACUAGAGAAAUACAUUCAAAUGUUGACAAAUCAACAUCAGAUGACAGUAAACUAAAAGCGAAAGUAGAUGAAACUACUUCAACCUCACUGAGAACUAGUGUACCAGCAUAUGCUCCUGAAACGCUACGUAAGUCAAGUUCCACAGUGUCAUUGCCCAAAUUGGAUGCUUCAACAUCUACUAAUGAUCUGGAGGAAUAUAUAAAUUACAAAUCUUCCUUGACUAGAACAUCAAUAACUAAGUCCGAUAAAUGUACUUUGACUGUGGAUGAACGUAGGGUCGAUAGAGGAACAGAUCCUGAAAUUGUUGAUGAAGACCUUGAAAUAUUAAGGUUAAGUCCUGAAGGAGAAUUGUAUGUCCCUAAGAUACCUGAUAAACUCAAAGAAAGUGACGUUAAGAAGGUUAAAUACUCAGAACCAGAAAUGGAGGAAACUGGAAAGAGGCCUGAACUCUCUAGAUCGAUGCCUUUAAGAGAAAUGUCAACAAUAUGCAGUGAUUCUGAUCGUGGUAACAUUGAAUCUUAUCAGUCAUUUGAUAUGGUUUUGGGUGAUAAUGAACUAUCAGAGCUGAAUGAAUUAACUGAAUUACAAAUUAUUGAAAACUCCUGGACAAUAGUAAACCCGAUCUUUGACCCGAUUGGAGAUUCAGAAAGAGUUAGUUUGAUAAAGUUAUCGCCUAAAAAGAGGACUAGCCCUAGAUCAGAUAAGUUAUUGGACAAAGUUGAUGGACCAUACGAGAAGAUUUGUGUUGUGAAUGGGAAAUCAAAUAGAACUCAGCCUAGAGAAUUGGACAGUUCAGAUCUAAAGUCUGAAAGGACCAGAAAUAUUAAGUAUUUAGAUUCGACUGUUGAACCUGAAUUAACGCGGAACCAUAAGUUUGAGGAAAAGAGACAAAUUUACGAUGGUUCUGGUUACAGCUUGGAAUCUAUGGCUUCAGACCCACAACGUACAUUUGAAGAGAAGUCGGACUCUUUCAGAAUGGUAUCUAAAGAGGAUGAGCUGUACAAUAGUAACCAAGAAAAGCCACUGAAAGCAAGCAACGAAGUUAAAACACAAAAUGCUAAGUCAGAAAUGGUUGAACGGAAGAAGAGGAAGUCCAAAUCGCACAAGAAGAGUAGAAAGAUCCUACCAGAGGUUAAAUUAAGCGAGUACAAGGGAUUUUAUGUAGUACAUACCACCAAUGAUUGGUCGUUUUCUUAA